Messenger RNA from Phytophthora nicotianae INRA-310, 902 nucleotides. RefSeq lists its product as hypothetical. Bases 44 to 772 code for a protein of 242 amino acids. Gene Ontology annotation, biological process: snRNA export from nucleus. The transcript has a single exon. The record is from RefSeq and is a predicted model, not a curated record. Lineage: Eukaryota; Oomycota; Peronosporomycetes; Peronosporales; Peronosporaceae.
CGCGCUAUUUUUAGCGUCGUCGAUCCAUUCCAGUCACUUGACUAUGGACGUUGCAGCUGUAGCUCCGCCACCGGCGCCAGUGGCUGUGCGGACCGACGCUGCUGCGCCAGUACGCUCGCCGCAGAAACAGCAGAAGAAGCACAGGCACAAGCACAAGAAGGACGGCAAUGCCCCGCAGACGCCGCGCGGUAAUAAGAGUAAGCGACGUCGCAAUAACCUUAAGCAACCGUUGACCAAGGACAUGCCGCGCGUGCUGUCCGAGCUUUUGAAAGAGCCGAAGGUGGCGCUUUUGCAUCGCGUGGUGAAGAAUGUUGGACCGAAGGUGUCGUGGCAGCUUCUGCGUGAAACAUUGCGACUCGAGAAGGACGGCGGCCAGACGGUGAACGCGUUGGGUAGCGGCAAACCCGAGCUGUUCUUUGUGGUGGACGAGGUUUCGCGUGAGUAUAAGCCGCGGCGUCGUACGUCCGGAGGAGUCUUCUUCACACUAUUGAAGGAUAAGGUGCCCAAGGAGGUAUACCGUACCAUUUACGAGGUAGAGGAUAGGAAGAAGAAGGACGCCAAGAAGCGAGCGCGCACCCGCCAGCGACAGAAGAUGGAGAACACACUAGCCAAGUUGGGCUUCGAUGAGUUGUCACUUGCACCGGGGAGUGAGGAUCCUGCAGCUAUGAGCAGCAACGAGGUCGGCGUGCCUGUUGCACCCGUUUCGGCGGUGACUGGAGCGACGGCUGUCGAAGACGGCGAGGUGGCGGCCGAGGACAUGCAGAUCAGCUGAGUUGCCACGUGCGGAUUUAUUUGAGGGGCUUGCUGCGUCAACCUUUUAUCGCCACAUUUUACCGACACCAAUAAUACAUGGGUCUACUUUCUGGUGCGCUUCUAAUUCGGAUGUCCAAUUUCCUUUAAGC